Sphenostylis stenocarpa is the source of this 892-nucleotide messenger RNA. NCBI's taxonomy places the organism in Eukaryota, Viridiplantae, Streptophyta, Magnoliopsida, Fabales, Fabaceae. The record is from the annotation of a GenBank genome assembly.
CAUGUGUUAUUCGUGGGUUGUGGAUGGUGUCUUCUUGCAAUGCAUCCAUAGGCCUAAACUACCUCCAGGUCCAAAACCGUGGCCUAUAGUUGGUAACCUUCCUGAAAUGCUUGCAAACAGACCUGUAUUUCGGUGGAUACACAAUCUCAUGCAAGAAAUGAACACUGAAAUUGCAUGUAUUCGCCUAGGAAAAGUCCACGUAAUCCCAGUGUCAUGUCCCACCCUUGCUUGUGAGUUUUUGAGGAAGCAUGAUGCUGAGUUUGCAUCAAGACCACUAACCAUGGCCACUGAUAUCAUAUCUAGUGGUUAUGUGACCAUAGCUAUUGUACCCUUUGGGGAACAAUGGAAGAAAAUGAGGAGAAUCAUUGUCAACGACUUGUUCUCCCCCCUCAGGCACCGGUGGUUUGAAGACAAAAGGAACGAAGAAGCAGAUAACAUCAUGGUUUAUGUCUACAACAAAUGCAACAAUGUGAAGGAUGGGGGCCUUGUGACUGUGAGAGAUGUUUCACAACACUAUUGUUGCAAUGUGACGAGGAAAUUGAUUUUUAAUACAAGGUACUUUGGAAAGGGUAGUGCGGAUGGAGGUCCUGGGUUAGAGGAAGUGGAACAAGUGAAUACUAUUUUCACAUUGCUUAGUCACGUUUAUGACUUCUCUGCUUCUGAUUAUGUCCCGUGGUUGAGGGUUCUUGAUUUGGAUGGCCACAAGAGCAAGGUGAAGAAAGGUAUGAGGACCAUGGAGAAGUAUCAUGAUCCAAUGGUUGAAGAGAGAAUGAAGAAAUGGAAUGAUGGAUCAAAGAGCGUUGAAGAGGACUUGCUGGAUGUUCUGAUCUCACUCAAAGAUGCAAAUGAUAAUCCAACAUUGACAAUGAAGGAAAUCAAGGCGCUAACUAUA